AUGAACCAACGUCGCCAGAACGGAUGGGGCUACGUCGUGACCAUCGGCGGGGAGACCUUCUACGACUUCGGGGAGGCGCCGCCGUGGUUCCUCGACGUCUUCGCAGAGCGCAAGGCCUUCAUCUACGCACUCGAAAUCCUCGCGCAGGUGCUGGCUAUAGGCUACGGCAACAACGGUGCCGUCAACGGCAUGGUGGCCACAAUAUGGGGCUUGGCCGCAACCCAUGGAUGGGCACCACACUUCGAGAGGGUGCCGUCGGCCGACAACAUCUCCGACGCACUGUCUCGUGGCGACGAGUCUGAAGCCAAACGGCGAGGAUGGACUCGAGUGCACACACGGCAGGAGGAAAUCCUCCACAUCCUCUACCAGGCCGGCAGCUCGACGCAGUACGCGACUGCAUCGGCGCCUACUGAGUUGUUCAACAUCGCCUUCUGA
Molecule: messenger RNA, 435 nt
Organism: Symbiodinium pilosum
Lineage: Eukaryota; Dinophyceae; Suessiales; Symbiodiniaceae
Source: the annotation of a GenBank genome assembly